ACUCGACAAGGAAUGGGCUUUUUUUAUAUAUUCAAAUAAUUUCACACUCCUGGAGCUUUUAAUUUGAAUAACCACGCCCCGUAAGGGAAGGCGAAACUUGUUAGCUGAUUGUUGUUCCUACAGCGACACCCACCGUCGGUAAAGAGCACUAUCUCAAUUAUGUUUUUCAUAUUCCUGAUUAUAUGACACACGUUGACAACACUUAUGACGUUUUUUUUUUCCAUGUGUAGUUUAUGCAACUUUAUGCUUUGACAGGUUCAUAACCACGCCCACUGAGAAAAAUGCGGAAGUUAGAAUUGAUUUUGUUUUCCUCAACACACAUUUUUUUCUGAUUAUAGUUUCAUAUUUGAAGAGUAUUAAUGUAUAGUUCUAAAAUAAGUGCAGCAGUCUGUAAUUUAAAUAUUUAACAUAAAAUUUGCAUAAUCACGCCCACUGCGAGAAAGCCUGAAACUAAGUCGGUCAUUGUUACGACAGCGACCCCCAAUGUCAGAAUGAGGCAUUGCACGAAUCAACGACGACGAUCACAUGAGGACUGUCACCUGACUUGCUCCCUAUAUACGCCCUUUUAGUUCGCUUCGGUACAAACCAUUAGAUGGCUUUUGAAUGUUUAGUUAUCGGAUAUUUAUAUUUAAACGUCUAUAACCUGUAAAUGAAACGAGGAAGUACGUUGUACGAGUUCUUUUCCGGGAGCAACCUGCUAGCUAGCUAUACAGGUACUCCUCAUUCAUACCACGGUUUGAAAUUAACCACUUUCUAUGGUGAAUGUAAUUUCAAAAUAUCUUAGGAACGUCUGAAAUAAACCAAUGUUAUGAUUGAAAAUGGGCGAACGAGUCACGAAAAGACUGUUUACGAGAGCCAACUGCUAGCUAAGGAGAAGGCUAGCUGCACAGCCAUGUCGCUUUAGUUCUCGAGCUUCUUCCUUCGCUGAUUCUAAAUAAAAUUCCACGUAAUUAUGGCUUCAAUAUUGGACGAGUACGAGGAUUCGCAAAACGCGCAGCAGCAUGGCUGCCCGGCAGGCGCCAACAUCGGGAUAACGCACUCGGGCUUCGUCAAUGUGCGACUCGAAGAGGAAAAGCCUAUUUUCAACAAGCAGAGGAUCGAUUUUACACCGCCAGAGAGGAUAAAUCACCUGGCAGUCUGCAACAAUCAACUAUGCAUGAGUCUGGGGAAGGACACCCUGCUGAGGAUUGAUUUGGCUAAACCUGAUCACCCCAAUCAGAUUGAUCUUGGAAGGAAAGAUGACAGCAAAGUGCACAAACUUUUUCUGGACCCGACAGGCUCCCACUUGGUGAUCAGCUUGAGCACCAGUGAGUGUCUGUACCUGAACAGGAAUACGCAAAAGGUUCGCAGUCUGUCUCGCUGGCGGGGCCACCUCGUGGAGAGCAUUGGCUGGAACAAGCUGCUAGGCAAUGAGACCAGCACGGGGCCAAUCUUGGUGGGCACUGGCCAAGGCGUCAUCUUCGAGGCCGAGAUCUCUGCCACCGAAGGGAGCCUCUUUAACACCAACCCGGACCAGUACUUCAGACAAGUCCACUCCCUGGAGGAAGACGGGAGUCCGGCGCCUGUGUGCUGCCUGGAGGUGGAGCGCGGCCUGGAGAACAAGUAUUUCAUCAUUGCCACCACCCGCAAGCGCCUCUUCCAGUUUGCGGGCAAGGUGGCUGAGGGUACGGAGCAGCAGGGCUUCAGUUCCAUCUUCACCCAGAACCAGGACCUGUUGCCCAGCUUUCAGGAGUUCCCGGCCAACAUGGGCUACAGCGAGAUCACCUUCUACACCUCCAAGCUUCGCACUUCCCCCAAGGCCUUUGCCUGGAUGAUGGGCAACGGGGUGCUCUACGGGCAGCUGGAUUACGUUCGGCCUGACUCGCUGCUGAGUGACGUGCAGGUGUGGGAGUACACGACCGACAUCGACCUAUCCCUCAAUAAGCCCAUCUCCAUUGUGCUGACCCAGUUCCACUUCCUGCUGUUGCUGCACGACCGGGUCAAGGCGAUCUGCACGCUGAACGGCCAGGUGGUUCAUGAGGACGUGUUCCCGGACAAGUUCGGCCCUCUCAAGAGAAUGAUCAAGGACCCGUCGGGCGGCCUGGUGUGGAUCUACACGGAGCGAGCCGUGUUCCGCUACCACAUCCAGCGCGAGUCCCGCAACGUGUGGCAGAUGUACAUGAGCAUGAACAAAUUCGACCUGGCCAAGGAGUACUGCCGCGAGCGGCCCGAAUGCAUGGACAUGGUCCUUGCCAAGGAGGCCGAACACUGCUUCCAGAACAAGCGCUACCUGGAGAGUGCCAAGUGCUACGCCCUGACGCAGAACUACUUUGAGGGGAUUGCGCUCAAGUUUAUUGAGGCCAAGCAGGAGGAGGCCCUUAAGGAGUUCUUGAUAAAGAAGCUGGCCAAUCUGAAGCCGAACGAGAGGACGCAGAUCACCUUGCUCGUCACCUGGCUGGCCGAGCUCUACUUGAACCGGCUGGGCCAGCUGGAGGACGACGACGGCAAGGCGGGCGUCCUCUUCCGGGAGACCCGCGACGAGUUCCGCCACUUCCUGAACACCUCCAAGCACCGCGAGUGCCUGUUCAACAACCGCGGCACCAUCUACGACCUGCUGGCCAGCCACGGCAACGUAGAUGACAUGGUGUACUUCUCGGUGGUCAUGCAGGACUACGGGAGAGUGGUGUCGCACUACUGCCAGCAUGACGACUACUGCGCCGCUCUGGACGUACUUGCCAAGCACUGCGACGAGAAGCUCUUCUACAAGUUCUCCCCGGUGCUCAUGCAGCACAUCCCCGAGAGGGUGGUGGACGCCUGGAUCCAAAUGGGCAAGCGGCUGGACCCCAAGCAGCUCAUCCCGGCGCUGAUGAACUACAGCCACAAGGGAAGUAGCCAGCAGAUCAACGAGACGGUGCGCUACAUGGAGUUCUGCGUGCACGAGCUGCGCGUGACCGAGGAGGCCAUCCACAACUACCUGCUGUCGCUCUACGCCAAGUACAAGCCCGACUCGCUGCUGCGCUACUUGGAGGAGGCGGGCACGUACGCCUCGGAGAUUCACUACGACCUGAAGUACGCGCUCAGGCUGUGCGCCGAACAUGGCUACCUGCGCGCCUGCGUGCUGGUGUACAGGAUUAUGGAGCUGUACGAAGAGGCGGUGGAUCUCGCUUUGCAAGUGGAUGUGGAUUUGGCGAAGAGCUGCGCGGACCUGCCCGACGAUGAUGAAGAGCUGCGGAAGAAGCUGUGGCUGAAGAUCGCCCGCCAUGUGGUGCAGGAGGAGAAGGAUGUGAAAAAGGCCAUGAACUGCUUGUCCAGCUGUGACCUGCUCAAGAUUGAGGACAUCCUGCCUUUCUUUCCCGACUUUGUCACCAUUGACCACUUCAAGGAGGCCAUAUGCAGCUCCCUGGAGGAGUACAACAAGCACAUCGAGGAGCUGAAGCAGGAAAUGGAGGAGGCCACUGAGAGUGCCAAACGCAUCCGAGAGGACAUCCAGGAAAUGCGCAACAAGUACGGCGUGGUGGACUCCCAGGACAAGUGUUCGGCUUGCGACUUUCCAUUGCUCAACAGGCCUUUUUAUUUGUUCCUGUGUGGACACAUGUUCCACUCUGACUGCCUCCUGCAGGAAGUGACACCUCACCUGUCUGCCUACAAGUUGAGUCGUUUGGACGAGCUGCAGAAGAAACUCUCAGCCUCCACGCAGGCGUCCAAGUCGCGACACCGGCCUACGGCUAAUGAGGAGGGUGACGCGACUAGCCUCGGGAAGGAAGGUGCCAGUCGCGAGCAGAUGAAAUCCGACCUGGACGACAUGGUGGCUUCCGAAUGCGUGUACUGCGGCGAACUGAUGAUUAGGUCUGUGGACAAACCCUUCAUUGAUCCGAAGAAGUUCGAGGAGGAUAAAUCCAGCUGGCUGUGAACAAACUGGAUUUGUGCUGGAUGUAGUAGAUUAAGACGUUUGUCCGCUUGCAUGUGCCUGAUCCAUGACCACUACUGAGUAUAGUGUCAGCUUACAAUGGUUGAGGUGGAUUUGGAAUAUUUUUACACUUCCGAAUUACAUAAGAUCAUGUAAACUACUUCCCAACACAUCUAAAUGAAAAGUUUAGGAUUAAAUAUGCUUCAACCGUCCACACAUUUUCUAAUCCACUUAUCCUCACAAGGGUCACGGGUGUGCUGGACCUUAUGCCAGCUGUCCUCAGGUAGUUGGCGGGGUACACACUGAACUGGUUGCCAGCCAGUCGCAGUAAGUUGGCAUCAUGAAGUGUUUAUUGCUAUGUUCUGUAACCUGCUUGUUCUGACAUAGCUUGCACUUAUAUGUCCAAUGGUGAAUAUUUCCUGCUCAGUCUGUCUUAACUAAACCAUAAAUAAAUCGUAUUAAUAUAAUGCUUGGUCACCUUGA
Messenger RNA from Hippocampus zosterae (dwarf seahorse), 4369 nucleotides. It is a transcript of the gene vps18, whose product is annotated as VPS18 core subunit of CORVET and HOPS complexes. Lineage: Eukaryota; Metazoa; Chordata; Actinopteri; Syngnathiformes; Syngnathidae. Gene Ontology annotation, biological process: organelle fusion; endosome organization; endosome to lysosome transport. The transcript has 9 exons. Bases 953 to 3889 code for a protein of 978 amino acids. Gene Ontology annotation, molecular function: protein-macromolecule adaptor activity. The record is from RefSeq and is a predicted model, not a curated record. Gene Ontology annotation, cellular component: endosome; HOPS complex.